This is a messenger RNA of Closterium sp. NIES-67, 3606 nucleotides long. Lineage: Eukaryota; Viridiplantae; Streptophyta; Zygnematophyceae; Desmidiales; Closteriaceae. The record is from the annotation of a GenBank genome assembly.
AUCACUUCAUGGCGCGCUCUUCCCGCCGUCGGCCGCCUUUGGAGCGGUUCACGCCGCAGCGAUGGCCGCUCGCCCUGUCGCCGCGUCUCGCGGAUCACGGCAACUCCGCGGAUGCUCGUCUCUCCUCAGAUCCCCCCCCUCCUUGCCUCCGCCCAGUCGGGACGACCCUCCCCCAGCCCCAACCAGCCGCGCCCUGCAUGCCUUGCCGGCACUGGUACCACGCGCACGUGGUCCAGUGGGAUUGGGCGGAGCGGAACGGUGGGAGGGGCGCGGAAGCACCAGCGGAGCGUCAGAUGGAGGGUGAGGCUUGCACUUGCUUUUUCCCCUCCCCCGCCUCUUCGCACUCCCGCCCCGCUAUCGCCCCCUGUCUCCUCCUCUCGGCGCAUCCCCUCCCGCCCUCCAUGCUCACGUCACCUCUGCCCGCCGCCGUCCCUCUUCCCCACUCGCGGAGCCUCUGCCUCUCCGCGUGUCUCCUCCCCGCGGGCGCUGUCGCCCUCUGCUGCGCGUGCAUCUCGCGCGCCCUCCGCUCCCAGGCGCACUUCCUCCACCCGCACGCCCCUCCGCGCGCAGCCCCCAGCGCAAGGGGCGGAGGAGGGGACGCUGCCCGUUCAGCUGCCCGGCGGUUUGAGGGAGGGGGAGGGGGCGAGGGACAAGUGUGAGGGGGAGGAGAGCAGAGCAGGGGAGGAGCAGACGGAAGUGAUGCUGGCGAAUGGGUGCGUCGGUGCACAGCAAGUGAUGCAGAGUGCUGUCACCCUCGCCCUCCCCCAUGCGCCCUCCCUCGCCCCCUCCCUGUUCCUCGUGCACGCCGUGAUGCCCCACCCGCCCCCACCAGCAGACCCCACAGCACCGCCUUCAACCGCUGAAAGGGAACGCCCAGAGGGUGAGCAACAGCAGCUUGUGCCGCCGCCGCUGUUGCCACAGCAGCAGCAGCAGCAGCAGCAGCAGCAGGAUGGUGAGAAGGAGGAGAGAGCGAGAGCAUGGUGGGGGAGGAGGGACGCGACGGGGCAGAGCACGUGGUACGACAUCGAGUACUGGCAGCAGCACGGCGUGGCGCUGCAGCACACCCACCAACCCCUGCUGGAACUAGUGCCCGCUCCCAAGGCGCCAGCCAUGGCUCGUCUCAUCGCCUCUGCACCAUCGCCAUCCUCCUCCUCUUCUGCGUCCCCUCCCCCCUGCCGCCGCAUCGUUGUCCCUGCUGAGUUGUGCUCCCUGCUCCUCUCGCUCCCCCAGCAUCGCUCCACCGCCGCCAACCCGUGCAACACACGCAGCAGCCCUGCUGCAUCGCCCGCCCCUCUACCUGCGCCCAUGCCCGGUGCCAGCAGCCCCAUCAGCGCAGCAUGGGUGCGCGCAGCAGCGGUGCUGCCGCUGACUCUCUGGCACAUUGCUGACCUGCUGUGCGUGUGGGAGCUAGCCUGCUCCCUGCACCUGCCGUCGCUGCAUCUCCCGCUGCUGCGCACGGCCAUCACCCCCCCAUCCGCAUGCAUUGGGGACCUCCGCACCAUCUACCCCCCUUGGGCUCCUCACCCCCCUCCUCUCCCAUCCCCCAUGCCACGAUCCACCCCCCCACCAUCACCGACCCCCUCCCCGCUCCUCCUCCGCGCCCCUCCAUCUUCGCUCCCCCCAAUCACCCGCCCUCUCCUGGAGCUGCUGGGUGACGCCUUUCUGAAGGUGGCUGCGGCGCUGUGCGUGCUGCUGCUGCACCCCACGGCAGGCCUCGAUGCUGCCGGCCUCAUGAUGCAGUGGUCCCCAACCGCUGCCUCGCUGCAUGCGCCCGUGCUUACGGCCUCCCCCCCUUCCUCCGUCUUCUCCCCUUCUCCUCUCCUCUCCUCCCCCUACCCUUGCCGCGGGGGAAAGGUGGAGGGGGAGGGGGAGGGGAAGCAAAUGGGGCAAGAUGCACGGGCGUGGCAGUGGGGAGAAGUGAAGAGCAACAGCAGGAGCAGCAAGAGAAAAGAGAGAAUGGGGAAGAAAUGGGGAGAAGGGGGUCGGGAGAAGGUGCGCAGGUCACAGGGAGCGAGGAGGACGAGAGGGCGGUGUGUGCAUGUGUGUGCUCGCAUCCGCACGCACACAGGUCGUUUCUUGAGGCGCCUCAAGGCACGGUACUGCCUCGUGCGCCAUGGCGUGAUGGGCACACACGGGCACGCGGGGCACGCACAGGAGGGUGGGAAGAUGCUGCACUACGUCAGUGCGCUGAAGCAGCACGUGCUAUCCCACGAGUCCCUGGCUGCUCUCGCCAUCUCAUCGGGUCUGCACCGCCACUACCGCACCGCCGCCCCUCUCCCCGCACGCCACAUCGCCGCCUUCCACGCGUCCCUCGCACCGCCCCCAGUGGCGGCAGCACACGCGCAUGGGGAGGUGCGCGGCCUCAAUGAUCGGGCAGCGGGGGGAUGUGGGGCGGAAGGAGGAGCAGGGGAGGGGCGGGGAGGAGGGGUGGAGGGAGCGGAGGGCGUGGCGGUGCAGUGGGUGGUGAGCGCCCCGCGUGCGCUGUCGGAGCUGGUGCAGGCGCUGGCGGGCGCCGUGUUCAUGGAUGCGCACAGGCACACUGCUGCCGUGUGGCAGGUGUUCCUGCCGCAUCUGCUCCCGCUGUUCCCCCCGUGCCCUUGUCCGCCCCACCCCAUGACGGAGCUGCAGCACCUGUGCACGCGCAAACAGUGGCCACUGCAGAUCAAAAUGACAACGGAUCGCAUCCCUGCUGCAUGCCUGCCCGCGCUCAUGCGCAUGGCUGAGCAGGGGUCGGCAUCCACUGCCGUACCACCUUUGCCAGCACCAUCGUCGCUGUCACCGUGGGCGCCAGCAUUUGUGCCACAGUCAGGACAAUCAACAGCAGCACAGCCGCCAUCGCCAUCACCAGUAGCCCCAGCAUUUGUUCCACUAUCACCAUCAGCAGCAUCAGCAGCACAACCAUCGCUAUCGCCGUUGGCACCAGCAUUCAAAUCCCAAUCCCAUGAGUCACCAUCAGUAGCAUCAGCAUCACCAGCAUCAUCAGGGUUAGGAGGGAGCGUACAGGCAUGGGAGGAUAAGCCUAGAGAGAGGGGUGAAAGGGGAGGGGAGGCAGCAGCCGGGAGGGUGGAGGAGGUGCAGGGGAUGGCAGAAGAGGUGGAGGUGGUGCGGGCGGCAGUGGAGGUGGAGGGGCGGUGUGUGGCGGUGGCAGCCGCCACUGCUCUGCUGCCGGGUGUGCCCUGCUCUGUGCUGGAUGGCCAGGCCGCCAGGCGGGCUGCUGCUGCCACGGCGCUGAGGGCACUGCAGCACUGAGUGGUGUGCGCCUGUCUGCUGUGCGAGCGCGCGCCGGCACAUGUGUCUUUCUGGGGGUUCAGUUCAGAUGCGAUUGUGAGCUGCCACCAUUUUCCCUUGCAUCGUCGUGGCCUUUGUUUAGAAAACACGCUGAGCGCCAGACAGGCCACGAUGUGUGAAUUGAGGGGGCCACAUCAGGAGCCUCAUGACUGAGAGCACGCCAGUGGCUGCCAGUGGCUGCCAGUGGGUGGGGUUGUCAGGUCAGUGCAUCAUGGUUCUCACCACCACUGCCCGCUGUGCAUGCCUCAUGCAUCUGGGUAAUGAGCCCCAAUUCAACGUUUCUAGCAUCUUACCAAUCGUUCGCUGAUGCAUCCACAU